Patiria miniata (bat star) is the source of this 559-nucleotide messenger RNA. Its product is annotated as tetranectin-like. The record is from RefSeq and is a predicted model, not a curated record. NCBI's taxonomy places the organism in Eukaryota, Metazoa, Echinodermata, Asteroidea, Valvatida, Asterinidae. The transcript is spliced from 2 exons. The coding region runs from base 16 to 528 and encodes 170 amino acids.
CAUGAGAUGUGAGAGAUGAUGGUGCCUAAUACACGAUUCAUGUUUGGCUUGAUAAGCCUUCAUCUGAUGAUGGGUAAUUGCACUAGUGGUAACGAGAUGUGUAAGGCCUCCAUUGGUGGUCGUAGAGGGGCGUGUCCUCCCACUUGGAACCAGUGGGGACGCAAAUGCUACAAAGCCAUCACUGAGCGCCUGACAUGGUCUGAGGCAAAAGAUGAGUGCAUCAAGAUGGGAAGUGUCUUGGUUGUGCCACAGUCUGAGGAGGAAACUGAUUUCCUGCUCCAGCUACAGCAAUCCAACUUUUGGAUAAACUGCAAUGAUCUCCAGGACGAAGGUACUUGGAAGUGUGAGAAUGAUGAGGUUGAGUUCAGGAAUUGGUCGACUGGUCCACAGUAUCCACAACCUGAUAACUGGGAUGGUGAGCACUGUGCCGAGGUGUGGGUAGAUCAAGAAGGGAAAUGGAAUGAUGUGCGAUGUGAUAGUCAACUCCCUGCAAUAUGCAACCAACCUGCACCACAGCUGCACUUUUAAUCAGCAAAAAGUAAUUAUAGACUGGCAAUCA